AUGUCUACCAUCGAGCAGCAUACUCAAGAUGCAGCGCUACAGGAACUGUUAAAUCCUUUUGACGCCAGUCAAAUAUCGGAUGGUAUUGAGGGUUCGAGUCAUGACAAUCGUCCACCUAUCCCUGGCCCGGCCUGCGAAAUCUUCAAGUUCGUGGACGAAAUAAUCGUACCCUCAACACCACCAAAAACUCACCCCUAUCUUCUCGUCAACAUCGGCUCGGGAGUAUCCUUUUUCCAAGUCUCGGAGAACAGCCAAUGUCGGCGCAUCUCGGGCUCAUCUUUCGGCGGUUCGGCCCUUUGCGGCCUUUUGCUUCUUCUCACUAGAGCCCGCACCUAUGAAGACAUGCUGGAACAAGCAGAGAAAGGAAACAACGCCAAUGUCGAUAAACUCAUUGGCGAUAUCUACGGAAUGGAUUACAACAGAAUCGGAAUGAAAAUGACGGCUGUUGCAUCGACCUUUUGUAAAGCCUUCAGCUUGGAACACCGCCCAGAGGCCGAGGAGCAAGACCCGUCAAACCCCACGCAAGACAUCAAAUCCUUCUCUGAUGCCGACAUCUGUCAUUCUCUGGUAUUCGCAGUUUUCAACAAUAUUGGCCAACUGGCAACACUGCAUAGCCGUAUCCACAACAACCCGGAUAUUUACUUCACUGGCCCUUACAUCCAGAACUGCCCCUUGAUUAUCAGAACACUGUGCAUUGCUGUCCGUUACUACUCCCAAGGGGAAAAGAUGGCGCAUGUGGUAGUUACCACGGAAACUGCCGAUGCCAGUAUCUGA
Messenger RNA from Fusarium sp. VM40, 774 nucleotides. NCBI's taxonomy places the organism in Eukaryota, Fungi, Ascomycota, Sordariomycetes, Hypocreales, Nectriaceae. The record is from the annotation of a GenBank genome assembly.